AUGAGGAUGAUUUGCGAGAAGAGGAGCCUGAGCUCGAUCGAGCUGAGUCGAGCUGAGGAUCGAGCUGAGGAUCAGCCAGGAGAGUGCGGAUUUGGGUUUCUGGUUCUUCAAGCAAGAAGAAGAAGUCCAAGGCCCCCACAUUCCCUAGGAGUAGAUCACUCCUCACCACUCCAAGGAGGCUCCCUGCCCAAGAGCCUCACAGAGCCUCUUCUUUCGAGCCAAGGGAAGGAGAAGACAACACGCAGAGAAGGAGGAAGAGUUCCAAGGCCAGACGCUCCAGCUCGACCACCGGACUCGAUCGAGUCCAAACAGAGGAAACUCAACUCGAUCGAGCUGACGGUCGAGUUGACCUGGAGGAGCCCCAGUUUGAGAAUCCGGGAUUUGAGUACGAUCCCAGCCUACCAGGACUUCUCCAGUAGAUGGACCCCUAUGGACAGUACGAGCACCAUGCUCCACCAAGGCCAAGGAAGCCACACACACUUUGAAGAUGAAGAAGAGGAGGAAGAGGAGCCACAAGCUCGAUCGAGUGAGCCGAACCCAGUUGAGUGGAGUGCUCCUGAUGGCCGUCUCCCAUCUCCAGACCACGACCUAGUCUCCCAGUUCUUUGGGGGACACUGA
Microthlaspi erraticum is the source of this 618-nucleotide messenger RNA. The record is from the annotation of a GenBank genome assembly. Lineage: Eukaryota; Viridiplantae; Streptophyta; Magnoliopsida; Brassicales; Brassicaceae.